Molecule: messenger RNA, 201 nt
Organism: Saprolegnia diclina VS20
Lineage: Eukaryota; Oomycota; Saprolegniomycetes; Saprolegniales; Saprolegniaceae
Exons: 2
Coding region: 1-201 (66 amino acids)
Source: RefSeq, a predicted model, not a curated record
AUGGAGACGAUGACGCUGGCGCGGGCGACGGCCGAGGCCGACCUGCGGACGAAGGAGGAAGCGCUCCAGGCGCUCGAAGACGAUGCGAAUGAUACCACGUAUGGCAGACCAACGGUCCGACUGCAGCUCCGGGUCCUCUGGCUCAAGCCCCCGCUCGUGCAUCUUCAGUGCCAGCUCUCGAGCAGCACGCCCGCGCCUUGA